UAUAGCAGUAGUGGUAUAUUUGUAGCACUAUACAUACAUAGUUAUGGUAAGAGUAGUAGUAGUAUUGUGACUUGAAUUUACGCGGGUCCUUGAACGCAGCAGUGGACAGGCUCGAUGAGCUCUGUGAGCGGCUUUUCUUCCUGCUGACACACAAACACGCCCAGACUAAACAUCAGUGUGAUGAGCUCACAGUUUUCCAUACAGGUAACAUUAUGGAGAGUCCGGACACUUCCGAGAGCGACGACUGUCCUUUCUGUCAAAUAGCGAACAACCAGACUGACACAGAAAUCCUCCUGAGCGAUGAUGAGCUCGUCUGUUUUCGUGACAUUAAGCCCGGCUCCACACAUCAUUACCUUGUUAUCACCAGGACGCACAUCGACAGCUGCAAACAUCUGCAGGCGGACGACAUACCUCUAGUGGAGCGGAUGGUAGAAAUGGGAAAGAGUGUACUGGAGAAGAAGAAAGUCAGUGACCUAGACGACGUCAGGUUGGGCUUUCAUCUGCCUCCACUCUUAUCUGUUCCUCACCUCCACCUCCACGCUCUGGCUCCAGCCAGUACGAUGAAGCUUAAGUCGCAGCUUCGCUACGGGCCACAGUCUUACUGGUUCAUCACAGUAGACAAAGUGCUUUCUCAGUUGAAGACUCGUGGCAAAGUCAAAUGAUGGCUGAAGAAGCAACAGUCUUCUUUAUGUUGACACUGUUAUUUAUUAUCCUACCUACCUAGUUAAAAUUAACAUGUUUUAGGAUAUAUGUUAUUUAAUUAAAUACAAACCGUAAUCAUUUAAUUUUACUAUUUUAAAAUAUUAUGUCAGUAUUUAUGAGGAAAAACAGUGCACAUCCAUGUUUACUUGUUUGUUUGUGUAUAUAAAGUGGAUUGAUUAAUACAGCUGUGUAUACCUUUAUAUAUGAUGCACAAGGGUACAAACUGUAUUUUAAUAUUAUAUUAGGAUCAUCUCUGACAAAAUUUUAAGGGUUGAUCUGCCCUUUCUCCCACUUCACAAACGCGGGCUCAAGUGUGUGCAGCUGUGUGUCAUACCCCUUCAGUGUUUCGGUUUACUUUAAUAAUCACAGGGGACAAUGGGUCCUAAUGUACGUCUUUGUUUCUCUGCCAGCACUUACACAAAUGUCUGAACAACACUGUUUGAAGGAAAAACACAGAAUGGAGGUCCUAAUGGGCCUGAAUAGAGCAAACAAUGAUACAAGGGUGCUUUCGAGAUCAUGUUAAUUGGCAGCGCUGGCAGGUUUUUGUCUUGUCUUCAAAAUUUGGCCAAGUAUGUGAAUUUGCAAUUGGACUACUCAAAGAGAUGUGGGUUAGAGAACCUGGCAGCU
Messenger RNA from Larimichthys crocea (large yellow croaker), 1329 nucleotides. Its product is annotated as histidine triad nucleotide-binding protein 3. Bases 213 to 662 code for a protein of 149 amino acids. The record is from RefSeq and is a predicted model, not a curated record. Gene Ontology annotation, molecular function: catalytic activity. NCBI's taxonomy places the organism in Eukaryota, Metazoa, Chordata, Actinopteri, Sciaenidae. The transcript has 5 exons.